UGGGAGGGACGGGGGUCAUUGCUGAAAUGUCUCUAGUAGUAAUCGGCCAUUCAUUAUGAGUGACAACGAAACUGCCUUGAAGUUUAAAACGGUAGUUCAGCCGUCACAUUCAUUAGUCUGUACACAGUAGGCUCAUCGGGAUUGUUUAUCCAUCAUUCGGAGCGCAUUGUUUUGCGCAGCAUUACGCGAAGAUGGAUGUGAACCCCAAAAUCUACGGCUUUUUUACAUGUAUCCUCCAGGCACUUCUGCUGUCAUCGGCCACCCUGGAACCGUUUGACCUGCUGUUUGAUAGCGGAGUGGAGGCUUUUCAGAAAGGAGACUAUGGCAAUGUGGUGCGGUACAUGGAGAGCGCGCUGAACAGUUUCUCUGAAGUGCGCCAGACCAAAAUCACUUGCAGACUGAAAUGCAAGGACCAGCAUCGCUUUGACAGCCUUCUGACUGAUAAGUUUUUCGAAGUGAUUCUUUAUAGGGCUCACUGUUUAAACGAAUGCUUUGAGGGAAAACUUGGAGCUCAGUCCAUGCACAAAGUUAGUGAGGAUGUCAUUCAAGAUUUCAAUAGAAGAAUUCCCUACAACUACCUGCAGCUUGCGUACAGAAAGCUUGGACAACUGGAUAAAGCUGUGUCUGCUGCUCAUACAUAUUUCCAGGCCAACCCUGAGCAUGUGGAGAUGGGCGAGGACCUGGAGCAGUACAAAGCCCAGAAGGGUGUAAAAGAGGAACACUUCAUUGACCGGGAAUCCCGCCCACAUCAGAGAGCCUUUUUUGCUGGGGUGAAGCUGUACGACAAAGGCAACUACGAAGCGUCUGUGACAGUCUUCGAAGAGGCUCUAACUGAGUAUUAUCGUGCCGAUGUGGAGUGUCGGGCCCUCUGUGAAGGGCCGCAGCACUUCGAAGAGCAGGAUCAUGUCUUGUACAAAUACAACCUCUACGAGCUAAUCUCAGAUCAUUACACACAGGUUCUGCAUUGCGAGCACGAGUGUAUUCGAGAUUUGGCCACCCGCCCCGGUCGCCUGUCGCCCAUGGAAAACUACCUGCCACUGCAUUACGACUACCUGCAGUUUGCCUAUUUCCAAGCUGGGAGGAAUGAAAAGGCACUGGAGUGCGCUUUGACCUACCUGUUAUUCCAUGAAGGUGAAGAGUUUAUGACUGAGAAUGUGGAGUAUUACAGGGAGGUGCUGGGACAUGACGGCCAACCUCGUAAGGAAGCUGAACAGUACCUAAGGCGGCACAAACAGGAGUCAGACCUGCUCCUCAUCGGCAGCAGUAACAUUGGAGUGACCUAUACUGAAGGGAACUACUGGAGCAGUUCGGGCGGUAGAGAAGAUGCUAACAGGAUUCCUUCUGGUACAGAUGGCUGGAUGGACUAUGUGCCGAUAUCAGCGAAGAGAAACGUCACAAUGUCUGUGUUACAAGAGCUGCGGGAAGGAGGUCCUUUGCUGUAUGAUAAUGUAAGACUUGUACAAAACUCCCUCACCCUGAAUGGAAGUCAAAGGGUGCUUCUUGAUGAUGUCAUCAGUGAGGACCAGUGCUCCGAGCUCAAAUUUCUGGCGCACAGUGUCACUGCAGCUGGUGACGGUUACAAGGGGAAAAUGUCUCCUCACACGCCCAAUGAGAAAUUUGAAGGGGCGACAGUACUGAAAACAUUGAGGUAUGGAUAUGAGGGACGUGUUCCUUUAAAAAGUGCCCGCCUCUUUUAUGAUGUCAGCGAGAAGGCCAGACGGAUAAUUGAGUCAUACUUCAUGCUAAACUCCACUCUGCAUUUCUCAUACACGCAUCUCGUGUGUAGGACUGCCAUAUCUGGUCAGCAGGACUACAGAAAUGACCUCAGUCACCCAAUACAUGCUGACAACUGUCUUCUGGACCCAGAAGCGAAUGAGUGCUGGAAAGAGCCGCCCGCUUACACCUACCGAGACUACAGUGCCCUGCUGUAUCUGAACGGUGAUUUUGACGGCGGAGAAUUCAUCUUUACAGAAAUGGACGCCAAAACUGUCACUGCCUCAGUGAAGCCCAGAUGUGGGCGGAUGGUCGGGUUCUCAUCUGGCGGUGAGAAUCCACACGGCGUGCGUGCGGUCACUAGGGGGCAGCGAUGUGCUGUGGCACUCUGGUUCACUUUAGACCCCCUCUACAGGGAACUGGAGAGGCUUCAAGCAGAUGAAGUGGUUCAAACUCUGGAUAAUCAGCACAUGUGGGAUCACGGACUGGAAAUAAACCCAAAAGAUGAGUUAUAGUCCAUCAUCCAAUGGAGGAGAAUGCACAGGGUUCAUGUCUAUUUAUUUAAUGAUCAGAAUGAUUUUAUUUUUUUACUGUGAUAUUUUCUUUUAUUUUGUUUCCGACUGUUUGUGAGAAUUUUAUUAUUAUUAUUAUUAUGUGCAUAUAAAACCUCAGUUCACAUUUGCAUAUUUAAAGCCGUUAAAGUUAACAUGACAUUAAAAAUGACUUAUUGCAGGUUAUUCCAUGUUAUUUCUAUUCUGGUAUUGAAUGUUCAUGAUCCUUUUUUUUUUUUUUUUUUUUUUGCAAAAAUACAUUAUAUUGCAGAAGUAAAAUGGGUUGUAAAUACCUUUUUAUGUUGACUUUUUAUGUUGAAAGUAUGGUUUGACUUUAAUUUUAUUGAAUGAAAUGCACCAUUCAUCCCACCAAAGAGUGAAUUGACACUGUACUACAACAUACCUAUAUUCUUAAUAACUGUGUUAGGUUGCUUUCAUAUUCAAGAUUAUUUAACUAGACAUAACCCAAGUUACCUAAGGAAACAGACUAUGAAAAAAGAGGAUUUGCACAGUUAUAUACUUACUGUACAUUCUUCUGUGAUAUUAACAGUAGCUGUCAGUUUUUCAAUAGUGCACUGUGAUUUCUCUCACAUUGUGACACCACAAUGCUUUCAGAUUAGUUAAUUUAUACUGUUUACAAAUGAACUGACUCAAGCUAUGAUGUAGUUUUAUCAUAGACGGCUAUGAUAGCAAGCGUCAGCAUGUGAUGUUAGGAACCUUUUUAAUAAAAGAUGCUAUUUGUUCCUGUUUCAAGGAAUUUGAACUUAAAUGUGGCAUAUUAAUUGUCCUUUCCUUUCAAAUUCAUUGACUCGUGUCACUCAUCUCUCUGUGGAUAGUUGAAAUGUGCUUUGCACACUUGCCUCAGCUCUUGUCGAAUUUGAACAAGGACGAUGGUCACUAUUUUACACUGAUAUUUAAUUACCUGAGUAUUUAAGUCUGCUUUUAUGUAUUGCACAAUGAUGUUUGCAAUAUGUAUUUUAAAUUAAAGACUGAAUUGUA
Molecule: messenger RNA, 3263 nt
Organism: Megalobrama amblycephala (Wuchang bream)
Lineage: Eukaryota; Metazoa; Chordata; Actinopteri; Cypriniformes; Xenocyprididae
Gene: p3h2
Product: prolyl 3-hydroxylase 2
Exons: 15
Coding region: 192-2228 (678 amino acids)
Biological process (GO): collagen metabolic process
Cellular component (GO): endoplasmic reticulum
Molecular function (GO): procollagen-proline 3-dioxygenase activity; iron ion binding; protein binding
Source: RefSeq, a predicted model, not a curated record